AUGGACAUUAUCAGAUCCACAUACUCAUUCGCAUUCUCCUCGCACUCACGACUAUCCCGAUGGCUUCUCUGCCCACUACUAUUCGCAGAGGCCUUCCUCUGCACCCUCAUAAUCAAAAAGGUCCCAUACACCGAAAUUGACUGGAAGGCCUACAUGGAGCAAGUCGCGCAGUACCAGGCCGGCGAGCGCGACUACGCCCUCAUCAAGGGCGGCACUGGCCCCCUCGUCUACCCAGCGGGCCACGUCUACAUAUACUCGUUCUUGUCCGACCUCACCCACCAGGGGGCGGACAUCGUGGCGGCGCAGUACCUGUUCAUGGGCCUGUACCUCGCGACGCUGGCAAUGGUGUUCAUGGUGUACCGCGAAGCUAGAGCGCCCGUCUACAUCCUCCCGCUGCUAGCACUCUCAAAGCGCCUGCACAGCAUCUACCUCCUCCGCCUCUUCAACGACCCGUUCUCCAUCUUCCUCCUCUUCGCCGCCAUAUACUGCUGGCAGAAGCGCCAGUGGACCCUCGGGUCCGUGGCCUACUCGCUCAGCGUCGGCGUCAAGAUGAACACCCUCCUCGCGCUCCCGGCCGUCGCCGUCAUAUAUCUGCUCGCCUGCGGCAGGGACAAGGCCAUCAAGCAGGCUGUGAUCAUGGCGCAGAUCCAAUUCCUCCUCGGAACACCGUUCCUGGGCUCCGCGCCGAAGAGCUACAUCACUAAGGCUUUCGAGUUCUCGAGACAGUUCAUGUUCAAGUGGACUGUGAAUUGGCGCUUCGUUGGCGAGAAGACAUUCCUAUCGCGGGAAUUCUCGCUCGGCCUGUUGGCGGUGCACGCAGUGCUCUUGUUCGGCUUCAUCGUCACCCGCUGGAAGAAACCCUCGCAGCGUAGCUUCACCUCCUUCCUAUCCCUCCUCCUCGACCCCGCCACGGGCCUCGAAGACCACCAAAUCUCGCAGCGCGUCAGCCCGCGGUACAUACUCACCUCCGUGCUCACGGCCAACGCGAUCGGCAUGCUGUGUGCGCGCUCGCUGCACUACCAGUUCUACAGCUGGCUCGCCUGGGGGGCGCCGUAUCUGCUGUGGAGGAGCGGGCUGGGCCCGCUCUGGGUCGCCGGGCUGUGGGCGGCGCAGGAGUGGGCGUGGAAUGUGUAUCCGAGCACGAAUGAGAGCUCGGGGGCGGUGGUGGGGGUGCUGGCGCUGAUGGUGGUGGGGAGUUGGUGGGGGAGCAGGGGGGAGGUGGAGGAAGGGGUGGAUCAGCUGGAGGAGGAUGAGGAGAGUGGGAGUGAGGAUGAGGGUGCGGGUGCGGAGGGGAGGAAGACGAAGUAG
Morchella importuna is the source of this 1308-nucleotide messenger RNA. RefSeq lists its product as uncharacterized. The coding region runs from base 1 to 1308 and encodes 435 amino acids. The transcript is spliced from 4 exons. The record is from RefSeq and is a predicted model, not a curated record. Gene Ontology annotation, cellular component: endoplasmic reticulum. Lineage: Eukaryota; Fungi; Ascomycota; Pezizomycetes; Pezizales; Morchellaceae. Gene Ontology annotation, molecular function: dol-P-Man:Man(5)GlcNAc(2)-PP-Dol alpha-1,3-mannosyltransferase activity.